AUGGAAGUCAUUAACCGCGCGCUUGACGAUGUGGAGCACGAGCUGAACGUCAGCGACCGCACAGUGCGGUCAAUGUCGUGGACCGGCAAAGUAAAGAACUGGUUCACCUCGAAGCCGCGGAAGCCGCAGAGUUGCGCCGGCGCCGGUGGCACAGCGGGCUCUGGCUCCGCGUCCGCGCCGUCAUCAUCAUCACCAUCAGCCGCCCCGCCCCGUCAGCAACGGCAACAAGAGCCGCGGCGCGUGGGAGAGGCAGGCGGCGGCGGCAGCAGCAGCAGCAACGGCGAGACCGGGACGAGCAACGGUCACCUCAGCAAGGAGGAGGACAAGCUGCUCGAUACGCUGCUCAACAGUGUGGGCGCCAUGCGGGAGCAGGCAUCACUGCAGGGCGAACUUCUCGCGGGACACAACCGGCGCCUGGACGAGAUGUCUGCAAAGACCGAUGCAGUUCGCGGUCACAUGGAGCGCACUGACCGCAGCGUGAGGAAGCUCCUCUAA
Messenger RNA from Trypanosoma grayi, 495 nucleotides. RefSeq lists its product as hypothetical. The coding region runs from base 1 to 495 and encodes 164 amino acids. The record is from RefSeq and is a predicted model, not a curated record. The transcript has a single exon. Lineage: Eukaryota; Euglenozoa; Kinetoplastea; Trypanosomatida; Trypanosomatidae.